ACGCUGAAUCAGCAAAACAUGGAGUCGAGAAAAAGAAUCAUAAAAACCCAAAACUGAACAACAAAUGGUUGAAAACAGAAAUUAAAAAGCUUACUUAAUAUCAACCAUAUCAUUUUAUUAAAACAAUAAUGGAUAAAAUAUUGCAUGGUGUUAUUAAGUCUGACCAUCCAGCUGCAGUUAAAAAAGCGGUUGUGUCGCGGAUAUCUACAGCUGCUGCUACAAAUACGGAUGAAGAAAUAUGCAUUAACAUUAUGAAAACUAGCUUGGAUAUUUUGGUGCAACCCAAUUCUUCUAAAGAUGAAAUUGAUCUUGUGUCUAUAGUAUUGAAAAAUUGGAUGAAACACCAUAUGGACGUUGCAUUUCAAUACCUUAACAAAGAAAUUUUACAAAAGUCAAGUUCAAAAUUAAAAUGUGAGGAAAAAACGUUGAUACUAAAAACUUUAAGGUGUUGUAUCAAGACAGUCAGUGCAUUUUAUGAUAUUUCUAAAUCACCAAUAAAAGAAAUGUUAAAAACGUAUUUAUUCUCAACACUUACUCAAUGUGAAGAUUUAGAAUGUUUGUCACUUUGCUGUGAGUUUUUGUUGGAAAACCAUUUUUUUCUUCCAGAACAGAUGGAAUUUGAAUCGAAAAUUGAAGUAACUAAAACGAUAAUUACAGUUAUCAGCAGCAGUCCUUAUAUUUUCCAGAACACAGCUGGUACAGACUUAUCACCAACUGAAAAACAUCUAAAGGUUGUUUCUGGUUUCUUUUUGAUGUGUAUUCAUCACAAUGAAAAACUCAUGAGACAUGCUGCAGGCUAUCUUUUUAAAUUAUUAUCCCGUAAGGACAAACAUCCAUCUAUUUCGCUUGCGUGUGUACUUCCAUCAUUGAAAUUGAAUGUACUUGAAGCAGAUAUGGAAGGGUUAAUGAUGACAGCUGUUUCAAAUGAGCCUCUUACUGCAACCCUUGGACAUAUGGUUGAUUGGAUUUGCUUCCCUAAUGACACACUACCAGUUGAUGAUUGGGUGAUCAAUUUUAUGAAGUAUCUAAUUAAAUAUCGAAAAUUUGAAUGCUUAUUUUCUGUCGUGGACAGCAAGAUCAAACAAAUAUGUAACAUGAUGUUCUUCCCAGUAAUGAGGAAAGGAGCUGUGUCGGUGUUAACAUUCAUGUUGAUCAGCUAUUUACACUCGCCUGAACCAUUCCAUCAGGCAGCGGUAAUAUUUCCUCGUCUUCUGAAGCAUUUAAAGUUGAGCGCAGAUUCUAAUUCAACAUCCAAAAUUUUAGUGGAGUUGAUACAUACACUUAUGUUUCAUUUUCCCGGAUAUCCUGAUGUUUAUUCACCUUUGUUGGCUGCUGUAGAGGGUUAUCCGAAACCAAGUGAAGAAAAUAUGAGAGCUUGGUUAAAUGCAAGUUUCGCCAUUCCAAGAGCGGAAUGUUUAGAUCUUCAUUUUGAACAAGUAAAAUCAGAUACUGGCAAAAUUGGGCUUGAGAAUCUUGGCAAUACGUGUUAUAUGAAUAGUGUUCUCCAGGCUCUUUUUAAUCUACCAUAUAUUAAGAAAGAGGUUUUGUCGAAUACAUAUGCAGCAGUAGGUCAAACAACUUCGAGAAAUCUUCAACACGUGUUCGCUUUAUUGCACGCAUCCGAGAGACCUGCAAUAGCUCCUAAAGAAUUUUACAAAGUAUCUCGUCCAUCGUGGUUUCUCGAAGGGUCUCAACAAGAUUGCUCAGAAUAUUUAAAACACCUAUUGGACAAAUUACAGCAAGAAAGUUCUGAAAGUCCGGAUAAAAUAAACGAUUGGUGUACAGGCGAGUUGAAUGCAACAGUUGAGUGUUUAAACUGUCGUACUCUGUCGUUGAGGAAAGAGACUUUCAAUGAUUUGCCAUUAUCAUUUCAAUCCCCUUCUUCAGAAACAUCACCAGGUGGAGUGUGUACACUCAAAGGAGGAGAUUCUUCGGAGAGCAUAAAUCAGAAAAUGCAUGUCAAGAUGGAUACGGAAACGCAGGAAAUUAACAUGGAAUUUUCGCAAGAGCCGAGUGUCAGUAUUUCAGCUAGCAUGGAGACUACGUCACGUGACGAGAAUAUUACAUUAGUCGACAUGCUAAAUUCGUAUUUCCUACCGGAAGAGUUAAGUGAGAACAAUAAAUAUUUUUGUGAAAAGUGUGCAUCUUUACAGAGCGCACGUAAAUACUUGGAAAUGGAGAAACUUCCUAAAUAUUUAAUUUUGACUUUGAAAAGAUUUACUUUUAACAUACAGACACAAAAAAGAAGUAAGAUUUUAACUACUCUUCAAUAUCCACUGAAUUUCACUAUCUGUAGUGGUUGUGAAGUGUGCGUACAUGAACGACUUCCCUCGAACGAUUCAUCAAUAGAUAAACAGACAAGUAACAGUCCAGGAAAUGCUGGUAGAGCUUUCACUGUGACAUCAGGUUGCCAAAGCAAUGAUAACUACAGAUUGAAGUCUGUAAUUGUUCAUUCAGGCCUCUCAUCUGAUAAUGGACAUUACUAUUGUUACUGUUGUGAAUAUUCAAGUGAUAACUCGCCAAAUUGGUUUCUUAUGAAUGACAGUCGUAUUACUCGCGCACGUGUGGACUUUCUGGAUAGUCUUGGGCAUACCUUUCCUAGAGAUACUCCUUAUGUUUGCAUAUAUGAGAAAUUUAAUGUAGAAGAAAACAAGGAUGUGAAGGAUUUGCCUGCCGUUUUGCAAGAUUUGGUAUGGGCAGACAAUUUGAAGUAUUUAGAAGAAAGAAAAUUUGAGGGAAGAAGAAGAAGAAAUUUAUUUACUUUUCCAAAAAGACCGACCGAAGAUGACGACUCUUUUGGUGGAUCCGGAAAUGGACCUUGUGGCAGUUCUAGCGGUGGGGCAGAACUUUCUGGUAAUAAAUUUGUGUUUUAACUAACACAAGGUAUUCCACCGGACUUUCACAAUCAUGAACUUUUGUUGAUUGCCCACAUCUUCGUUAUAAGCCACCUCCUAAUACAAUUGUCAAAUGAAGGUUUCUUUUGUUAAUUGCGUUAAUGGAGGAAUGAUUUUAUUUUACGAAAAUCAACUUCUUUAGGAGUGGAUUAUUCUGAACUUAAUGAUGUUAGUUUGAAGUAGAUAUGCAUUAAUUUAUUUUCACGUUUUUAAAUAUAUUACAUUUUAAGUACAAAACCUUAAUCGCCUUAUUUUUGCGACCUUUAAUUUUUGCGCAGAAGUUCCGAGCGAAAAUAAAUAUUGUACGAACUAGACUUAUUUUUGCGCAUUUGGGUGCUUAAAGUCAAAAAAGAAAAAUAUAAAUUUCCGCCAAAACGUUAUAAAUAGACCUUAGCAAUAAUAAAAAUUAAUUCUGCGCAAAAAGUUAAGGGCGCAAAAAGAUAAGUCGCGAAAAUUAUGGGUAUUAGGUUAUUCUAUAAUAAAGCUGAGGGUUUUUAAAAAAAAAUCUCUGGUAUCAGGGUGGCCAUCGAUUUUUAAAAUUGUUCUGUAAAAAAAUGUAUUUAGGUAAAUGUUUAAAAUGUUGCAUGGUUUGGGAAAUUUUCUUAACAUCUAAACACUGACCCUUAAGAAGCCUAGAAAACACUGUUAAGAGUGUAGUUACUUUUAAGAAGUCCUUAGGAAUCCUCGUUGCUGUCGAGAAGACUACAAACACAUGACAUUAGACACUGUAAACGUAUUUUUUUUUAUUAUUAUUCUUUAGUUUAUAUUUUUGUUAUUCGAAUUUUCUUGCAUUCAUUUAAACGUGGAAACAUGUUCAAUAAAAUCAGCAAAUUUAAAAAGUAAAAUUGAGUUCUACUAAAUGUUGAUGCUAUCAUACUGGUAUUAUUGUAUAUAUUAUUUUUAAAUAAAUUAUUCGCAUAUCCAUGUAUCUGUUACAAAGUGUUCAACAAUAUUUCAUUUUCAUUCU
Molecule: messenger RNA, 3861 nt
Organism: Hydractinia symbiolongicarpus
Lineage: Eukaryota; Metazoa; Cnidaria; Hydrozoa; Anthoathecata; Hydractiniidae
Product: ubiquitin carboxyl-terminal hydrolase 35-like
Exons: 8
Coding region: 129-2873 (914 amino acids)
Biological process (GO): protein deubiquitination
Cellular component (GO): cytosol; nucleus
Molecular function (GO): cysteine-type endopeptidase activity; cysteine-type deubiquitinase activity
Source: RefSeq, a predicted model, not a curated record